Molecule: messenger RNA, 3064 nt
Organism: Trachemys scripta elegans
Lineage: Eukaryota; Metazoa; Chordata; Testudines; Emydidae
Gene: THNSL1
Product: threonine synthase like 1
Exons: 4
Coding region: 296-2515 (739 amino acids)
Biological process (GO): amino acid metabolic process
Cellular component (GO): cytoplasm
Molecular function (GO): pyridoxal phosphate binding
Source: RefSeq, a predicted model, not a curated record
GCUGCGCAUGCGCAGCCCGGAGGUGGUUGGUGCGGUGCCGAGCGGGAGCAAGUUCCAACUUGGCACGGCAGGAUAGGCUGUUGAAUCUCACGUUGCUCUGCUGGCGGUGCGGUUAAUGUCUGGGUUCUGAACCUCGCGCCUGGCCCGGCCCCUCCCGGGACCCCAGCCUCAUUCAAUAUACAGGAUGAAUGGUGCUCAUUGAAUAGGUCUUCUUCAGGGAGCCAGUUGAACUUUGCUGUAUACUUUGGUAUUUAAGUUACUUGUCAAGUUGGCUUGAAAAAGCAGUGGAAAGAAGAUGUUUCAUGUUGUUCGGUAUCAGCAUCUAAAAUUAACCCAGAACAUUGGUUCUAGUAUACAUCUAAAGUUGAUUUUUCCAAGAGCUCUUGCAUUUGCACAACUGUGGAAGUCAUGGCUGUCAACUCUUUCUCUUGUUGGAGACCAGAAUAUUGUCCUGAUGGGACCUCCUGGAUCUGGGAAAACAACAGUUGGGAGAAUAGUAGGUCACAAACUCGGCUGUCGUGUCAUAGAUGUGGAUGAUGAUGUCCUUGAAACAACCUGGAAUAUGAGUGUGUCAGAAAAAUUGCAGGAUGUUGGUAGUCGGCAAUUUAUAGAAGAGGAAGGAAAAGCCCUGUUAAAGUUUUCAGCAUCUGGAAGUGUAAUUUCCCUUUCUGGAUCCAAUCCAAUGCAUGCUGCCAGCAUGCAGCAUGUGAAGAAAAAUGGGAUUGUUGUGUAUCUGGAUGUACCCACAAGAGACAUAAUAGAUAGGCUGGAAUUAAUGAAAGUGGAUCGUAUUGUGGGGCAGGAUUCUGGAAUUUCUGUGAGAGACAUACUUCAGUUUAGGAAGCAAUUUUAUAAAAAAUGGUAUGAUAUCCGUGUUCUUUGUGAAGGUGGACUUACAGCAGAGGCUGUAGCAGAUAAAGUACUUGAUGCGGUUAAGAGAUAUCAAGACUCAGAAUCAGAAACUUUUAUUUCAACCAGACAUAUAAGGUCUGAAAUGUGUGAGCAAAAAGGCUCUGUUAAAUAUUUUACUGAAGCUGUUGUUGAGGGCCUAGCAUCUGAUGGUGGACUCUUUGUUCCUGAGAAGGGGCUUCCAACAUUCUCUGCUGGAGAAUGGCAAAGCUUAGUAGAAGCAACUUACAUUGAAAGAGCUCAGAUUAUAUUGGAAAGAUUUAUACAUCCUGCUGAUAUACCUGCUUUCAAGCUGGGAGAAAUUGUUGAGAUUGCUUAUGGAGAAAACUUUACUUGUUCUAAAAUUGCCCCUCUUAGGUAUCUGACAGGCAACCAGUUUCUCCUUGAGUUGUUUCAUGGACCAACAGCCUCAUUUAAGGAUUUGGCAUUACAGUUGAUGCCUCAUCUAUUUGCAUACUGUAUUCCCAAAAGAUGCAAUUAUUUGAUCCUAGUAGCUACUUCUGGAGACACAGGGAGUGCUGUCCUAGAUGGUUUUAGUCAUCUUAGUGAUACUGACAAGCAAAGAAUUGCUGUGGUCACUUUCUUUCCUGAGGAUGGAGUAAGCCAGAUUCAAAAAUCACAAAUGAUUGGCUGCCAAAGAGAAAAUGGGUGGUCAGUGGGUGUCAAAUCUGAUUUUGAUUUUUGCCAGACAGCUAUAAAAAAAAUAUUUACCAAUUCUGAUUAUUCUGGCUUUCUUACUGUAGAAUAUGGAACAGCUUUAAGUGCAGCAAAUUCUAUAAACUGGGCUCGACUACUUCCCCAAGUUAUUUAUCAUGCCUCUGCCUACCUUGACCUUGUUCAUCAAGAUAUUAUUACUUUUGGAAGCCCAAUAGAUGUGUGUAUUCCUACAGGAAACUUUGGCAACAUAUUAGCUGCAUUAUAUGCAAAAAGGAUGGGAAUCCCUAUCAGAAAAUGUAUUUGUGCAUCCAAUGAAAAUAAUGUUUUGACCGAUUUCAUAAGAACAGGUCUUUAUGAUUUAAGGGGAAGAAGAUUAAUGCAGACUUCAUCACCAGCAAUAGAUAUUUUGAAGUCUUCCAACCUUGAACGAUAUUUGCAUCUGAUUGCUAGUGGUGAUGGACAGCUGGUGACACAAUUAUUUAGUGAACUGGAAAAGCAGUGUCACUUUCAGUUGCAGAAAGAUCUACUUGAGAAGCUUCAGCAAGACUUGGUGGCUGGGUGGUGCUCUGAGGAGGACUGCCUAGCUGCCAUCCACUCUGUAUACAGUACUACAGGGUAUAUUUUGGACACACACACUGCUGUUGCUAAAGUAGUUGCAGAUCGAUUACAGGAUAGAACAUGCCCAGUUAUCAUUUCAUCUACAGCUCAUUAUUCCAAGUUUGCACCUGCUAUCUUGCGGGCUUUGAGGAUUGCAGAAAUAAAACAGAAUCCAUUAAGUCAGCUUCACUUACUGAGUUCUUACAGUCCUUUGCCUCCAGUCCAUAGGGGCCUAUUAAAGACACUGAAAGAGAAUGAGAAGCAGAAACAUCAGAUCUGUGCUGCUGAUGUGAAUGUCAUGAUGGCACAUAUAGAAACUGUAAUACAAAAUCAGUUUAUGAAAGUUUUCUAAGUAAACUCACAUGGUGUUUAUUAUACCAAUUUAAAUAUUUUCUUCACGAAAAAGUCAUGUUUUAAUAAAUGCAUAGUACACAAGGUCUUUGAUAAGUUUAUAUUCUGAGUAUACUUUCUCAUUUUCAUGUUCAGUUAAAACACUUUAACACUGAUUUUAAAAAUGUUUGCAUGCGUGUGAGAAUUCUAAUCCUGGUGAAUGGUUCUUGCUUGAAAGCCCAAGAGACUGAGGGGCUGUUUUACAGAAAUAGUAUAGUAUGGACAGCAGUAGCGCAUGCUUCCCCACACAACCCUGGCAGUGUGCCUCAAUCCUGACCUAGGAGCGAGCACUUCUAAGGUGAAAGGGUAAUCCUGUCUGAAACUGCUAACAAGUGCUACAGGUGUGUUGUUGUGUAUUUGGUAUGUGCUGUGAAUACUUGUCCACAGGGAAUUUAGCUAAACAUUAAACUAAUCUCACACAGGGCAUUGAAAAGCCUUCAGGUGUAGUAACAGCUUUCAUCUUCUCAUCAGCUGGGAUACAAUGAAACUGGAAUCCUUGAAGUUAAAUUAC